Molecule: messenger RNA, 2843 nt
Organism: Pseudonaja textilis
Lineage: Eukaryota; Metazoa; Chordata; Lepidosauria; Squamata; Elapidae
Source: RefSeq, a predicted model, not a curated record
AUGGCCGAAGUGGGCAUCGACCGCUCCAAGCUGCCCGGCGUGAAGGAAGGUGAGCCGGGCGGGCGGGAAGGAGGCGGCCCGGGGGCCUCGCCCUCCCGGCUGGACGGAAGGAGCCCCACGCCGCAUGGGCUUCCUUUGGGGCGGCAGCCACCACCAAGCCCGUGGUGCGUGGCCGGCCGGGGGAGGCAGCCGGGGGAGGCGGCGGCGCUUGGGUCGGACUUUCGGCUUCUCUCGGCCCGGGAGGGUCCGGAGGCCCAGCGGGGAAGGGCCGGGCCGGGCCGGGCCGAGCCGCCUGAGCGCCGGCCCCGCUUCAACAGCCGGGAAAAGCGGGGCGAGGGGGCCCGCGGGAACUUAGAACGGCAGGACUGCGAGAUCGCCCAGGAAAUCCAGGUCAAACUGGUCAUCGAAGCCGAAGAGCAACGACGCCAGGAAGAGGAUGAUGAGGACAUCGCGUGGAUUCUGCAGCAGAAGGAGCUCCAGGAGGAGAAGAGGAGGAAGAAGCCUCCGCCGGAUCCCUCACGCUUGGCCGCUUCCGAGGAAGGUCCCUCCCUGGAGACCAGAGACCGCUUGUCCGGGACCCCCUGGGAACCGGGGCCCAAAGAUGGGGGGCAGCCCCCCCAAACCAGGGACCCUUGGAGGGGCCCCCCGCUGAUUCCCGAGGGUCUCGACCUGGAGACUUGGGAAAGUGGCUCCGAAACAAGGAGGAGGAGGAAGGAGCGAGAGAAGCGGCGGGAGAGGAAGAAGGACGGGCACGAGAGGCCUCCCCAUCCCAGGGGCCCCCCAGAUGUGGAGGAGGAAGAGGAAGAGGAACCCCACGACAGAGCCCGCGGUCGCCCCAACCGGAGCCAGGACAAAACCCGGGGCCCCUUUCUGCUGGCUGUGGAUGCAGAACCGCCGCGGGCCGGUCGGGGGACCAGGGAUACGAAGAGGCCUCGGAGCCACGAGAGACCCCCAAGGACGCCCCCUCUUCCUUCUCCUACGGACCGGGAAGAGGAGUGGAGAAGCGGGCCCGGCGCCCGUAGGAAAGGGGAACGGGGCCCGACGCCCGACGGGCGAGAAAGGCAAGCGGACCAACGGUACGGCCGAAGCCCAUCCCCCAAUCCGGACCGUGGUGGGCGGACGGAGGAGCGCGGUCGGACGCUACCCUCCGGAAUCGGCCCAGGAGGGAGGAUGGAGAAAGGGAGCCCCGGGGGCCACGGGCCUCCCCCACCUCCCACAGCAGGGGGGGGGGAAGCCAGGCGCCCCUGGAAUCCAGGGACAAAACCCCGGGCGGGAUCGAAAGAAGACUCUCGCGCCAGACCACGAUUGGGGGCUUCCCAGGACCCCGAAGCCUACGAUGCCGAGAUUGCCUGGAAGUUGCAGGAGGAGGAGCUGCUGGCCAGCCAGGUGGACCGGAGGGCGGCGCAAGUGGCUCAGGAUGAGGAAAUCGCUCGCCUUCUGAUGGCGGAGGAGAAGAAAGCGUACAAAAAGGCGAAGGAACGGGAGAAGAAGAGGCUGGACCCCGACUGGAAGCAGGAUCCCGCUGAGUCGGUGUGCGGACGGCCAAGGGAAGGACAUGACCCUCACCGAGGCAGGAGCGAGAAGCCUACACGAGCUGCUCCCUCGUCGACCAAGGAGUUGGAUCCCCCGCCUGGCCUUACCAAUCAGCAUAACAUAGCCAAAUCGGAGCCGGCUCAUAAAGGUCACCCCUACAAGCAGUAGGAGGAAAAACCUCCCUAGUGUAUUUUUUAUUUUUUUCCAUAGAUAACUGACUUUCCAUGUAGCCGGCUUUAUCGCACCUCUUCCAAGCGCUCUCCUGGCUCCCCUUCGCCUCCACGGAGACCAUCCUCCCCAGCAGGAGAACGUCCACAAACCGUGCCUCUUCUUCCUUCAGCCUGUUGUAGGGCGAUGCUCUCCUCGUCUCUGACCUCUCUUUCUCUCUCUCUCUCUCUCUCUCUCUCUCUCUGCCAGGCUGGGCACUUAAAGUCCAGCCUUCGGGGCCAUUUUCACCCCAAGAAUCUCUUUUUCGAGCUUCCAAGACCCGGCUUGGCGUCCCGUCGUUUUCCAUCGGCCGAGCACAAGGGUAGGAUGUGACCCGAUGGGACAGCAGGUCAGGGCGGAUGAAUGAGACAGCCGGGAAGGGGGUAGCCUUCACUGUCAUGCCGCUUCCCUGGGAGAGGUGGUCAGGUGGCUGGGACCAAGCCAGAGGCGGGUUCUGUGGUCAGAACGGCUCCGUCUUUCUUCUGGAGUGGACCAACCUCAACCUUCUGGAGAUGUUUCUCCUCCCCCCGCAAGCGUAUGUCUUUCUUUCUUUCUCCUGCAAUUCUGAGCACUAGUUCUUCUCUCGAGAGAGAGAGGAGAGGGAGAGAGAGACAUAUCCGUGUCCUUUUCUGGGAAAGAAAAAUGGGGUUUUUCCCCCCUGUUCCUCCCUCCACCCACUCCAGGAAACACCGGGUCGUUUUAGGAUGGACCCAACAGUUUUGUACAUUUUUAGGUUUUAGCCCUUUCUUUGUUUUCCCAACUUUUCCUGAAGGACAGAAGAAGUCCUGCCUGAAUCAACACCAGAUGACUUCUUCAGUGGUUUAUUUUUGUUUUUGUUUUUAAAUUUCCAUCAACUCUCAAAUACAUUUCAUCAGAAACACCAUUUGGGAUCAAUAAUGGAUUACUCAGGUCCGUUUCGUUUGGUUUUGUUUUAAGCUUAGCUUUGAACAGAGAAGGAGCACCGAAUUAAAACCUUUCACCCUUAAAAUGCUGCAAAUGAGGUCAGGGAGGCUCUCAGCCAAUUUUUCUCCCCCUUUAAAGGCUUCAUCUGGCACCCUGAAUUUGGGCUGUUCGGGUUUAAGAAUCUUUUACGGGUCUUGCAA